AUGACCUUCAAUCCAGCCACCGGAAUACAAAUCACCAACCGCCAGAUUGCACCAUGGAAUCGUAUACCCAAUACAUCUAUCCAGCAUAAACCGCUGAUGAUAUACCAUGGUGCCUUCAACGCCACACCCGCUGAGUUUGAGCGGCGUCUCCAGGCGGUAGGCGUCGUAAAGCCUCAGUGGACGUAUACGAUGUACAGUGAAACCCAUUUUCACUCCACUACCCACGAGGUCCUGGGCGUCGUGGCUGGACGCGCACGACUGUGCUUCGGAGGCGAGGAAAACCCGGAGCGGUUUGAGCCAAUUGUGCAGCGCGGGGAUUUGAUCAUUGUGCCAGCGGGAGUCGGACAUCGAUUAUUGGUUGACGAUGGAGAGGAGCCAUUCCAAAUGAUUGGCUCAUACCCAUAUGGCAAGCAGUGGGAUAUGUGUUACGGGCGAGCGGGCGAAGAGAGCAAAGUCCAGGGCAUUCAAAAGGUGGCAUGGUUUAAUCGAGAUCCGCUCUAUGGAGAUGAUGGCCCUGCCGUGGACAUAUAG
This is a messenger RNA of Penicillium pulvis, 531 nucleotides long. RefSeq names its product cupin domain-containing protein. Bases 1 to 531 code for a protein of 176 amino acids. The transcript has a single exon. Lineage: Eukaryota; Fungi; Ascomycota; Eurotiomycetes; Eurotiales; Aspergillaceae. The record is from RefSeq and is a predicted model, not a curated record.